AUGAUUCGAAAAACGUACAAAAAUUUCAACGACCCCCGAGACAGCAAUAAAACGUUGAACCUGUGCUUCCUGGUUCACUCGAGUUACUACACAACGUUGGAGUUGGAGGAAGAAGAUUUGAUAAACAGUGAAAUACGACACAACUUCCUGAAGAUCGCAAGAAAAAUUAAUUUAUAUGAAAAAACAGAACCACAGAGAAAUUACAAAAAAACAGAUAACCUAGCCAGAGAGCUAAGCUAUGUCAAGAGCUGGGAACUAUUAAAACACACGUAUAAAUUUAAGAUACCCAUUUUAUUUCAAAAUAUAGAGAAAUUUAAUUUGCACGACAAUGAGGUGAUUAAUUAUUUUUCGAUAAAUUACUAUGCGAGGGAAAAGCAUUUAGUGAGGAAUAAAACAAUGGCAACAGUACAUAAAGACAGGUGCUUUAUCCUAGACACGGAUAUGAUUUACUCCAUGACCCCAGAGUACAUUGCCAGGAAUAUUGGGCAAAGCAUAAUACCAAUGGAGAAGAAAGAAUUUAGGCGGAGGACGAAGGUUAGAAGGGACACAGCGCUGCCUUUGUGUGAAAGGAAGAAGAGGCGUUACAAUGAAAAUGAGUUGGUGCGGAAAGACACCGGAGAGGGGGGGUCGUUCGAAGAGCUGGUGCUUAGCGAUGAGGGCAAACACGUUGGUGAGAAGGUGACACGGAGGGAGGAAGCAGAUCAGGCAGAACUAGUGAAAGUGGACGAAGAGGGCAAAAUGGGAGAAGUACCGGUAACACACGGGCAGACAAGGGGGGAGGCCCCCUCGAGUGCGCCCAAUCCAACCAAAAAGGUGAAUUCAGACAAAGUGCUAAUUUACCUGGACCCCUUUUGCGGGGCUGGCGGAAAUAGCCUAGAUAUGUCGAACGUUUUCACCAUCUCCUCAGAUAUCGAACUGGUGCGAGUGAAGGAAUGCCAACAUAAUUGCAAAUUUUAUAAUAACAACGUAGACUUUAUUGUGUGUGAUUUUUUUAAAUUAGUAAAUUCAUUUAGGGAAAAUACAAUAGAUGUAGUUUUCCUCAGCAUCCCCUGGGGAGGACCAUCAUACAAGAAAAAAAAAAAUUUCAAGUUAGACUUCCCAGGGAAGAAGUUAACUGUAUAUUCCUGUUUGAGGGAAUCCAUGAAGUUAACAGAAAAUCUAAUUUUUUAUUUGCCUCGAAAUGUGCGUAUGGUGGAUUUGUAUGGCUUAUUCUUGUACUACCAAGAAUUGGUCAAUGGAAAAAAUAAAUUAAAAGACCAGAAAAUAUCGAACGAACUUUUUAUCGAGGUCUAUGUCAACCGAGUUAGGUGCGUAGUGGACAAACAACAGGACAAAAGUGUCGAAAAUUUUCACUAUUUUUUUAACAGGCAGUCAGACAUGCCGAGCAACGAGUUCGACAUUGAGAAGCAGGGAAAUUUGUUCAGCAUCAACAUAGAUAAAUGCAACCAAUUUUUGAAUCUUCCCAAGGUGAAAAAGAAGAAGAAGACCAUUGGGCACGUGGAGGACAUUUACAAGAUUAAUGUGAAGGGGCAGAGCAGUGGGGCCAAGGCAACAGCGGAGGCGAAAAGCGAAGGAGGUGCAAAAGACGAAGGAGGCACAACAGUCCAAGUACAAUCAGGUGUCAAAACCGAAACGACGAGGAGCAGCAACGCCACGGAUGAACGAUCUGAUCGUAGUAAGAAGAAGAAGCCCGCGUCUCUGUGGAAAUGGCACAACACGUGCAUGGUUGUAUACCUGGGCAAAAUAACCAAAGUGCUAAAAAAAAACAAAACGAUCAAUUACAACAGUAUAUACUACCUGGACAAGGAAUUAUCGAAAUGUAACAUGGAAAAGGUGAGAAGCAGAGGCAAGACGAAUUUUUCCCUAUACAGACAUUUAUGCAAUAAGAAAAAAAACGUCAUUCACAAUAUCACGAGGAGAGUCGAAAAGAGAGAAAUUUGUGUAGACAAAAAUGAAAGGACAUACAACAUUCUAAUUAAUCAAAGAAAUGUCUUCUUCCUAAAUUACUUUAUUGAUAAAAAACUGAACCAACUGAUGAGCAAAAUCCUUGGCCUUUUUUUUAAGAAUGUAAAAAAUAUUAUGGGGUUUGAAAAAGUCAGCUUUUUAAAUAAAGUAUUUAUUAACCUGGACAAUCCCAUGUUUAGGGCCUUAACGAGAAAGUUAGCAAUGGGACAGAACGUAAAAAAAUAUGAAACGUAUAUCUAUUCGGACAUGUUGAGUAAAAGUUGCGGCUUGUACGUGAUAACAGAUUAUUUUAACAUGAUUUUGAGUGAAAUUAAAAAAGUGGUGAUCAUUCUGUUUGGCAUUUAUUUGCACGACAUGAGUUUUAUGAAAUAUUUUUUUAAAUUUUACAAAGCAAAGGUACCGAUAGAAAAAUUGAGAAAUAAGGAAAGUUUUAAAAACAUCCACUAUACCAUUGUUCGACUCCUGUUCAAAUUUGUCCUCUACAUUGAUUUGUUUAAGAAUGUUCUAAGCAAUAACAUCAAGUUGGAGGAAUUUUUCAACAAAAAUAUUGUAAGUACGGGGCUGGCGGAUUUAUUGGAAUAUUUGGACAUUGCAAACAAUGACUAUGACUUUAUUAAGCAUAAAAAUAAAAAGGACUUUUCCUUUUCAUUUAAAAAUUUAAUCAAAAAAAUUAUUUCCCUUUCUGUGAACAUGGAGAUUAAUGAGAAGUUGAUACACACGGAGGAGAUUACGAAUCUGUACUUCCGAUUUUUGUUCAACGUGUAUGAGCCGAAUGUCCUCCUGCACCAACUGCAGAGUAAUCUUUACGAAGAUGAAGAAGAGGAAAACUUACAGCAAGAUCCAGUGAAGUGCUACCAGUGGCACUUGUGCCUAACCACGAUGAACUUUUUCACCAAGCAGUUUUUUUACAAUAUGAACAUAAUGUCCUUCCUGGAUUAUUUCAAUUCGCUGAUUUAUUUCUACUUCAACCAGAUGUAUGUUCUGUCCAAGUGUCACCAGAAUUAUUCUAAUUUAUUUAUUAAUCGUUUGAAUAAUUUUCUCUAUGACAAUUUUUGCGUGAAAAUUUUGUAG
Messenger RNA from Plasmodium inui San Antonio 1, 3036 nucleotides. RefSeq lists its product as hypothetical. Lineage: Eukaryota; Apicomplexa; Aconoidasida; Haemosporida; Plasmodiidae. Gene Ontology annotation, biological process: 7-methylguanosine RNA capping; 7-methylguanosine cap hypermethylation. The coding region runs from base 1 to 3036 and encodes 1011 amino acids. The record is from RefSeq and is a predicted model, not a curated record. Gene Ontology annotation, cellular component: nucleus. Gene Ontology annotation, molecular function: RNA cap trimethylguanosine synthase activity. The transcript has a single exon.